GCAAUGGGAAGAAUGAUGCCAGUCUGUCUUAUAAACGUAAAAAGUAAGUUAAAGGGAGCGUAGUUCGCGUGUUACGGCUUGAGCUGAAUGGAUGAAUAAAGGAUGAAUCGAAUUUGUGUAAUUAUAAAGUUAAUUCAGGUGGAUAUACAUCAGAAUCACGUCGCCUAAUGUAAGUUAAAGUGUUUCUUGAAUCAUUCUUCUGAACGCAAGUUUGGACAGGUAGAGCGCGCGCGCACACACCUGUCACGCACACGCCCUUUGCGCACAACAGGAAUCAGAAUCCGGAAGCGACUGUACCCUUCGGGCGAACACAAUCCAACAUGCACGAUCCACGGUAUCUUUUUUAAUAUAUAUCUUAGUUUGAACAUUUUAGCAAGAUCUAAGCUGAAUUAUGGGCUCGCAUCUGGCUCCAGUGAUCAUUGGAUUGAUUUUAUUGCAGAUCCACAAAAACUCAGAAUGUCAUAAAAUAGAGGUGACCCCUGACCCCGGCACCAUAGUGACCUUCAGUAAGAAGGCUGCACAGGCAGUGGACUGCAGUGUUUGUAAGGGUGAGGACCCUUCUCAAACCUGUAGCUCAGAACUGAUACUUACAGAACCUCAAACCACCACUGUGAAUUUCAACUGCUCCCAGCCGGGUGAUGUCUUUACUGUGGAAAUCAACCAAGAAAUCGAUUGCACGGUAAUGGGCUGCGACAACAUCGAUGCCAUACAUCCGGAUUCUACCCGAUUCCUAGAGUUCACUAGAAUGUUCACUUGGGACCUAAAAGUUCAGUCUCCCAAGACGGUCCAACUGGACUUCCCAGCCCCAGGAAUGAGGCAGAUCAAGCCUUCAGAACCUUGUCCAAACAAGCACACAUACACCCUCCUUACGUACCAGCGCACAGGACCUACCUCCAUUGGCACGUUUUGUCGGAAUGGUACUAUCAGUCGUAUCCAGGUUCUCUAUAAGGGACGUGUAUCUUUGGAGGUUGCCAAAGGUAUAGACCUGAACCCAUCUGACUUUAAAGUGUCCAUUGGGCCAGAGACAAGAGCAUUGGUUGAGGUGGAUGCCAAGCUGCCCAGAGGACAGUCAUUUACGGACUUCUUCACACCGAACUACGCCACAGGACUUAUCAGUGAUGAAAGAAUAAAGUGGAACUUUGCUGUUGAGCCCAUGCACAAUUUUACCAUCCUCUUUCAAGAUAACACUGCACCAGAAUGCCAAAAGAAGGCUCUCUUAAUUGAGUAUACACUGGGGGAUAAGACUGUGCUCACAAAGACCUUAAAGGAUGAACAGCCGGCCAAUAAACAGGGAGAUUUCAGCCUGACUUUGGCCAAUUGUGAUCAAAAGAAAGGGACAAAAGGGUUUUCAUUGAAUUUCAAUGUGUCUGUGAUUCGGGGUGGGAGCCCAUAUCUUUGCACCGUGGAUCUCCGGAACGAGGAGGGAUUGAGCCUCCAAAUAGAAAAUAAAAACCCAAAGUCUUACUGUGAAAUGAAAAUGAACUAUGUGGCGCAAGAGAAUAUAGUGGUACCUGCGGGAACCAAAGCUGUCUUGUCCUUCCUGGACUGCCCCAUUGAGGAACUGCAGCUAACGGGCACCAAAAUUAUAGAGUGUCUGAGUGGGUCUACCUGUGCAGUGAGUGGGACUGCACUAAUCAUUCCGAUGCUGGACACUACAUUGCGUGUCCCCCUUCAACAGUUUACUUGGCUUCUCCGUGUACCAGAUCAGAGCACUGUGGAUCUCUCCUUAUCUCAGGGAAACCUACACCAAUCUGUACCAGAGAAGGAGUGCAACGAAAGUGUAUCCCUACUUGUCUCUGAGAGUGAUGGCUCUAACAUCGGCCAGUUUUGCUCCAUUGCUGAUGGUGAUAUCCAAAAAAUCCAGAUCAAAGCAAAUGUUUCCAUUACCGCAGUGUCCAAAAGUACAAAGGACCUGAGCCAGGACAAAGGACCCUUCUUAAAGGUCACCUUAAGUCCAGAGAUCUUAGAGAAUGUGGUCUACACCGUUUCUCCACUUGAUUUGAGACCCACAUACCUUGCAACACCCAACUGGCCCGAUGGUAUGAAGCCUUCUUCCUCCGUCACAUGGAUCGUGAAUGUUCCCCAGGAGCACCGGGCAGAACUGCAGUUCACCAACGUCAGUAAGCCCAAGUGUGACCCGGGGCACGCCACAGUUGAGAUCCGGCCACUGAACUCAAAUGGGCAAUUGCAGUCCUGGAGAGAAGAUCAAAGUGUCCCCAACACAGUCAUCCAACAACAGAGCUUCUACCUUAAUAUGUCCAACUGUGAGCCUAAAAGUGGCAGCUUUGCUGUGCUCUCAAAGGUCACUCUGCAGAAGGAAACCAGAAAUUUCAUAGGAAUUAUUUUGGCUGUAGUUGGGGUGCUGCUGAUCCUGCUAAUCAUUGCACUUAUUGUAGGUUGCGUUAUUCGAAAGAAAAAGAAACCUAAGGCCAACAGGUCUUCCAUCUUUAUGCCCAGAGGGAAUGCCUUCCUUCCGGGUAAUGCCACCUUCCCCAAAACCAGAGCAGACAACGAGUCCCACGUCUACGCCUCCAUUGAAGACCCCAUGAUGUACGGACAUCUUCUGGACAAGGACCAACCUGCAGCGAAUGAUGACAAUGGAGCCUGGAGCAACGGCCAUCAGGUGGACAUGUACCGUCCAUUCAUGGGACCCACAGACCUAAUCCCAGUGAUUACAGAAUCUCCGGCGGAUUAUUCAUUGAGAGAGAGAGGAAAAGAAAGAGGAGGGGACAGCUCGUUCCUAAACCCAUCCAACACCUUUAUGCCUGGGAGACCUUGUAUGCCGCAGCUAUCGCAGAGCAGCUUAAGUUUCGAAGAUCGUAGGAUGAUGGCCAAUGAGCUAAACACUUUCAAGAGUUUUGGCGAUAUAAAUCCCAUUCGUCUGUCUGCUGAAGAAUCCAGAUUACAACCGCAACUAGAUUCAGACUCUGAUUCGUUUGCUGAGCCAGAAUACGAGGUGGCUAAUUAAGGAAAGAACAAGACCUGAUGAGUAGCUAAUGUAUACGAGUAUUCUCAAACUCGCUAAAAAACUGCAGAACUAUUUUACGUGCAAUUUGACGUUCACAUUGUCGUGUAAUUCCAUUAAAACAAAAAUGUCAUCAGCAACAAGCCUAUAGACACACACACACACACACACACACACACACAGAUGAUGUGUGUGAUUUAUUUUUUUCUGCAAAGCUUUGAACUGAUGCUAAAUGUUGACCGCUCUCUCUCUGUCUCGCCGCCCUAGUGGUCAUACUUGUAAUUUACAUGUAAAGUAUAUCUAAAUUUUGGUUUUAAAGAUUUUUUAGCAGGCUUUUAGCCUGAAUGUACAUAAUUAACGCUCUUAUCGGAGCUACUCAAGAACUGAAAUCCCUUGUGGAAGUGUUGUGACUCUCUAUUGGACAUUUUUGUUUUAAUAGUGAUAUUCUGGUUUACUGUGUAAAUUUGCCUCCUUGUUUCGGAUGUUUUGUAUUUCUCCAUUCAGUUUUGCUAUUCUGUAUGUUUACCCCAUGGAUAUCCUAAAAUAAAUGGUCAGAUAUUUUAAUAGAUUUUCCUUUACGGUGAGGAUAUAUUAAUAACAAAUCUAAUCACACACAGUUUUAUAUCAAAUAUGAUUUAUUUUUGAUGUUUUAUAUUUUUAAGAAUAUUUGGUAUCAUUUGAAAGAAGGCAUAUCAACUUAACGUUUAAGAAACAUUGGCAUUUAUUUAUAAUAGAACUUUAACAAUUAGAACUAAAAUGUAGCAACCAUGCUUUGUCACUGAUUCUUUUUUCUAAAAUAGAUAUGCCACAAUUAUCGCCAUUUCUAUUCAUCUAUAUUCAAUAUAAUGGCCAAACUAAAAACGUGGGUAAGUCAGUGAGCAAUAGCCUUUCGUUGUUUAGAUGUAUACUAUGACAUAAGAUUAUUGUUUUCACACCCCUUCAGUUUUUUUUUGUCUGGAGAUAUUAUUGGUCAUUCAGCGUUUCAGUGAAAAAGACGAACAAUAAAGAGGUCCGAUAUUAAAAACUCACUAAAUGUUCCCAAAAUGUAAAAUGUUUUCAUCUGUUUAACAACAUUAACUUACAAAAGUCAAAGAUUCUCUUUUUGCUCAUGUCUUGUCUCAGGUAUAGUAGAUUGCAUAUUGUCAACAGCCCAGUGUCUGUCACGCUAAUGCAUGGCAGGAUGUUGGUCUCAUUCACAUGAAUCUGAACUGAUUUGCUGAAUCAAAACGGGGACUGUUAAAUGGGAAUUUAGUUAUUUCUAAAGGUGAGGAGGACAUGUUGCCCCUCCCCCACCCCACCCCAGUUAUAACAGUUGCUAUGCCCCUGAUCAUAAGCAUAUCAUAUCAUAUAUGUUCCAUUUUUUAAAAAUACUGGAAUCAGUGUUCGGCUCCUUGAACGUGCAUUUUUCCGCAGAUGCCGGAGGAACAUUACUAAAGGUUCAGCGGCGCCACUACCAGUAUUGUCCGAUUCCCGAAAGAAUGACUUUUGAGUGGUUCUUUUUAGUGAAUCGGAAACAUUCAUAGGAAUGACUUUAGCCCAUUCUUUUUUCUUUCUUUCUGAUUUUCUCCCUUUUUUCUCCCCAAUUUGGAAUGCCCAAUUCCCAAUGCGCUCUAAGUCCUUGUGGUGGCGUAGUGACUCGCCUCAAUCCGGGUGGCGGAGGACGAAUCUCAGUUGCCUCCGCGUCUGGGACCGUCAAUCCGCGCAUCUUAUCACGUGGCUUGUUGAGCGCGUUACCGCGGAGACGUAGCGCGUGUGGAGGCUUCACGCUAUUCUCCGCGGCAUCCACGCAUAACUCACCACUCGCCCCACCGAGAGCGAGAACCACAUUAUAGCGACCACAAGGAGGUUACCCCAAGUGACUCUACCCACCCUAGUAACCGGGCCAAUUUGGUUGCUUAGUAGACUUGGCUGGAGUCACUCAGCACGCCCUAGAUUCGAACUCGCGACUCCAGGUGUUGUAGUCAGCGUCAAUACUCGCUGAGCUACCCAGGCCCCAAGCCCAUUCUUUUUAGUAAAUCAAAAAUAUGCAGCAGG
Molecule: messenger RNA, 4999 nt
Organism: Myxocyprinus asiaticus (Chinese sucker)
Lineage: Eukaryota; Metazoa; Chordata; Actinopteri; Cypriniformes; Catostomidae
Product: CUB domain-containing protein 1-like
Exons: 9
Coding region: 392-2968 (858 amino acids)
Source: RefSeq, a predicted model, not a curated record